Molecule: messenger RNA, 339 nt
Organism: Penicillium paradoxum
Lineage: Eukaryota; Fungi; Ascomycota; Eurotiomycetes; Eurotiales; Aspergillaceae
Exons: 2
Coding region: 1-339 (112 amino acids)
Source: RefSeq, a predicted model, not a curated record
AUGCACUUCUCCAUCUCUGUCAUCGCCACGGCCCUGAUUGCCGCUACUUCCGUUCAGGCAGCCUGGCCCAAGGCCAACGAGUACCGCAGCACUAACUGUGGCGGGAGCCUCAACUAUGGCCAUCACUCGCUCACCCUCACCGAUGUCACCAUGGACGACACCACCGGAUCGGUUUACCUCUCCGGCGCUCACUGGAUGGGUUACUCUGACAAGACCUCCAAUGGAGGCAAGUGCUCUGGAUCAGCUUUGGGUGUGAUGAAUGAUAAGUGCAAUGCACUUAACUCCAAGUUCUCCCGCCGCGUCAAGUGCGUCCGACGCGUCAACCCGUCAGGGGUUUGA